AUAGACCUCCUCCCGUUUGCCUUUGCCUUUGCCUUUACUCACGCCUUCUCGUGUCAUCAGUCGUGUUUGCGCCUGCCUGACCCGGCCAUUCCAUUCGUCAUUCGCCAUUCGUCAUUCGUCACUCGUCAUCGUCACCGGAGUCCACAUCUCGACGAGUCACGAGCCUGCCGGCCGAAAUUUCUGACCCGACAUCACAAUGCCCGCCAAGAUCUUCGCCUUCGCGGCCCCCAGCUUUUCUUUGGAAACUCCUCUCGCAUCCAAGAAAUCCAGCACUGUGGGACAGAGCCAUCCAUUGGCAGUGCGGAGGCCGAGUAUGGACCACAUCAAGCGCCCAAAUUUGCUCUUGUCAAAAAAGCAUUCUUCCGAAAAGAAGUCCAAAUCGAAAGAUCGAGCUUCGUCUAAGGACAAACACGCGAAAGAUGCAUCUCCUUCGCCCGCACCGAAGCCCAUCCAGCUCGGCAUGAUCAUGGAGUCGCCACCCGUCGUCAUGAUCGAUUCUCCCCAGCAAUCUUCUGGCGCUUUGAUCUCCGGACGUAUCCAAAUCACCCCAAUCCUCGAGGAAGCAACCCUGGCCAGCGUGACGUUGUUCCUGGAAUGCACGACAUCAACAAAGCGACCUGUGCAGGACAAGUGUCGCGACUGUUUGUCGAAAGUACGGGACCUCUACGAGUGGAACUUUCUCAGCAAGCCAAAGAAGUUCAGGAAAGCCGACGGCGUCCAUGAGAUUCCCUUCUCGCAACUCCUUCCCGGCCACCUCCCUGCCACCACACAUGGCACUAUCGGAAGCAUUGACUACCAGCUGCACAUGCGCGCCAAGUCUGUCGAUGGCCACGAGAUAGAGUUCCGGCGAGAGCUCGUCAUACAACGUGCUCUCCGACCGGGCAAUGAUAAGAACAGUGUGCGUGUAUUUCCACCUACAAACCUUACGCUUCAUGUCACCCUCCCGAAUAUCGUUCAUCCACUCGGCGAAUUUCCUGUGACCUGCCGCAUGGAAGGCAUCGUUUCCUCCAAGAAGCUAGACACUCAAACCAGGUGGAAGCUCAGAAAGCUCACUUGGCGAAUCGAAGAACACGAGGUCAGCGUGUCGCCUGCGUGCGCCGAUCAUGCGAGCAAAGUCGGUGGCGAAGGCAAAGGCGUCCAGCACGAAAGCACUCGCGAUGUCGGAAUGCAAGAACUGAAGGAGGGCUGGAAGACCGAUCUAAGUAACGAGCAGAUUGAAGGCGAGUUCAUGGCCAGUCUCAAUGCUGCCAUGAAACCCCAAUGCGAUAUGACCAGCGCCAAUGGCAUGAAGAUUAGCCAUAACUUGAUCCUGGAACUGGUGAUUGCAGAAGAAUGGGCUCCAAACAAGAAGCCGCAUCAAGCGACACCCACGGGUGCUGCCAGAGUUCUCCGCACACAGUUCGCUUUGAACGUCACUGAACGCUGUGGCAUGGGAAUUGCCUGGGACGACGAAAUGCCUCCACAAUACGACGACGUUCCGGCUAGUCCGCCGCAUUACCAGAACGAGCGCACGACCGUCCAGAUUAUCGACCGAGAUGAAAUCCACGGCGAUGUAGAACAUCUCUCCUUGGACGACGCUGCACCUCCUUAUGACUCUGGCUAUACUAGUUAUGCAUCCAGUUCCCACACCGCGAGCGGCAGAAACUCUAUGCAUCAAGAGUAGCUCCGUCCGGUCUCGCACAUGAAACGACCGAGGUCAACGGUCAACCACGAGCUUGCACCACUUGUUGAAUAGCGAAUCGCGAAUUCACCAUUUUCGACCACAUCACGCAGCAUUAGCGUACCAUCACACCGUCAAUGGCGUAGAUGACGGCUUUCACGGCCAAAAGCAUUCGAGUUUUCUUCAUUGAUUCUCAUUCCCUUUACGGCAUCAUUGGACAAACAGCACAGCGAAAAUUUUGGGUGGGCUGUGGAUUCCUGCUUUACGAAGAGAUACCCGAGCCAAAAUCGGUUCUAAUCAUUGGGGAGGCGGCACGAAAGGAAAGCAUUCAACUCUUAUUGAUUUAUAUAGCGAAGGCGCCAAAGGACCAACGGGAUAGAAAAGUUAGGCAUUCAUUCCAUCCACAGAAAGAACUUCACACAUUGCUCGAGAUAUUUGACGUUUCGGCAAAUUGAAAACCUUCUGCGACUC
Molecule: messenger RNA, 2131 nt
Organism: Pseudocercospora fijiensis CIRAD86
Lineage: Eukaryota; Fungi; Ascomycota; Dothideomycetes; Mycosphaerellales; Mycosphaerellaceae
Exons: 1
Coding region: 197-1663 (488 amino acids)
Source: RefSeq, a predicted model, not a curated record